GAAGCUCAGUAUUGCUUGAACGAUGAAGUUGGGAGUAUGUGUAUUAUUGUUGGUUGGAUGGGUGGAGAGCAAAGCCACGCCCCAAAAUCCUUUAACGGAUUGGAGGCAUCAUAAAAGAGUUGAGGGAUUACAGACAGGUCGAACUCCAGUAUCUGCCAGUUCUAAUCUUAUUGCAGAACAACAACAAUCAACAGCUGAAGAACAACAUGACGUCAUUAGACGAGACUCCCAUGGAUUCGGCGGACAUGUUCAUCAACCCCGUCCUCAAUCUGCUCAACAACAGUCAGGAUAUGGUUCACCAGCUCCUCAAGCUGCUCCUGUCUUUGCUAAAGCUCCCGCUCCUCAAUCUGCUGCUCCAACCUAUGCUCCUGCACAGCAAGCUGCUCCAGCAGCUGAGGAACCUGUAGAUCUUCAUAAUAAGGAGUUCUGUGUUGAUGUGUCAACCUACCAGCCCGUGGUCUGGGUAGAGAGUGAUGGAGAGGAGUGUAAUACAGUGUUCGUCAAGAAAUGUGAGGAUAAAUCAGAGAACGUCUGCGCUGAUGUUACAGAGACAAAAUGCAAGGUCCAACCCUACACCGAGUGCUCCAUGGGCCUGGAGCCCCAGAACUUUGACGAGACUAAGCUGACCGCGAAGAAGUUUGUUGAGAAGGUUUGUGAGACAGGGAAGCGAACAAUCCCUCACACCAAGAUGCUCCCACAAUGUAAGAAUGUUACAAAACAGAACUGUGUUACUCUCUGGGAAACUGAUAAGAACGGAAAACAGGUUUGGGCCGGUAAUGAGGCGUGUGAACCUGUGACCUGGCAGGAGUGUAAGCUGGUUCCUAAAACGGUCAGCUUCAUUGUUCCUGAGAUUACAUGCAAUGAUGGACAGGAGUUGUGGUAUCAUGAACCAUCUCCUUCAACUGAUGUCAGAAUGACCAACACUUUCGACUGCCAGGUUAAACAUUCCACUGCUUGUGAGACUCAGACAAGACCAGAUUGUAAAACUAUUCAAUGGCAAGCAUGCAGGGAGGUGCCUGUGAAGAACUGUAAACCUAAGAGCGUGCAUGUACCGACCCAGGAACGUCUACACAGGAAGAAGUGUCUUCUACCGGAUGAGGAGAAAGUCACCCCGGCUCAAGAGGACUAUGGAAUACCGGCUGCUGAACCCGUAUCCUCUUAUUCCGGAUAGAUGUAUACCUACUUACCGGAUUCUAUAGUUUGAUUCAAAACCUUCCCUGGCAUUAGAUGUUUAAACUCUCAUUUAACUUAUACUAGUCAAUACUUAGUUUUGUUUUAGUAUCUCCCCCUAACCUCCCACUUGACAACCCCUCCCCCCCCCUUUAAAAUCAACCCUUAAAAGUUUCAAAGGAACUAAGUUUUUUUUGCACAACCUUAGAUUUU
Molecule: messenger RNA, 1383 nt
Organism: Eurytemora carolleeae
Lineage: Eukaryota; Metazoa; Arthropoda; Copepoda; Calanoida; Temoridae
Exons: 9
Coding region: 23-1171 (382 amino acids)
Source: RefSeq, a predicted model, not a curated record